Messenger RNA from Penicillium cinerascens, 930 nucleotides. RefSeq names its product epoxide hydrolase domain-containing protein. Gene Ontology annotation, biological process: epoxide metabolic process. Lineage: Eukaryota; Fungi; Ascomycota; Eurotiomycetes; Eurotiales; Aspergillaceae. The coding region runs from base 1 to 930 and encodes 309 amino acids. Gene Ontology annotation, molecular function: epoxide hydrolase activity. The transcript has a single exon. The record is from RefSeq and is a predicted model, not a curated record.
AUGGUCAAGCCCACGCCUUUCAAAAUUGCCGUUCCUGAGGAACAACUUUCAUGGAUCACCGAUCGCGUCAAAACGACUCGUCUUCCCCCAGGCAAAGAGCUUCCCGUCGAUAAGCAAUGGUCCUUUGGCUUGCCUAUUGAAGUGGCCACACACCUCAAGAACUAUUGGACUGACCAGUUUGAUUGGCGCAAAGUAGAAGCCCAGCUGAACUGCGAGAUGGACAUGUUUACGCUACCCAUCUCUCAUAACGACGAGGAUCUCACCAUACAUUUUGUGCAUCAUUUGUCACCCUCCGAUGACGCUCUUCCUCUAAUUUUCAUACAUGGGUGGCCGGGAAACUUCACCGAGGUGCGAUAUAUCAUCGAUGAACUCACAAAGCCAUCCUCGCCCGACGCCCAGGCCUACCACGUCGUUGCCCCAAGUCUUCCUGGAUACGGCUUCUCAUCCUACCCCAAAAAGCCGUUUGGCGUCAUCGAAAUGGCUGCAACGCUAAACAAGCUGAUGCUGGCGCUAGGCUAUAACCAAUACAUCGCGCAGGGCGGUGAUUGGGGCAGUCUUCUCGCGCGGGUGAUGGCGCUGGAACAUGAGAAACAGUGCAUCGGUAUCCACAUAAACAUGAUCUUCAGUUUGCCGCCAUCUGCUCUCUGGGCGCCUUUUGCAUUUGGCAGGCUUGUGUUUGGCUACUUGACGGGUUUCUGGAGCGAGUACGAGGCAAAAAAUCUCAAGCGAAUGAAAUGGUGGAUGGAUGAGGAAAACGGUUAUAGACAGAUCCAAGGAACAAAGCCGCAAACUAUCUCGUACGCGCUGACAGAUAGCCCGUUUGGGAUGAUGUGCUGGCUUCGCGACAAAAUGCAGCAUCUGAUUGACGAUGACUUUGUCUGGAAGGAUGAGGAGGUUAUAACAUGGGCCAUGGCAAGUCAACAGACCUAA